CUGUUUAUAGUUCAUCAUGGUUAACUAAAGUUGUGUGUGACGUGUGUUCCAUAGUCAAAGAGGAUUCACAUCAGCUUUAAUGGAGGUGCUUUUGAUUUGUCUACAUAGAUCUGAUGGUUUAUGAAUAUCUAAGAGCUCUAUGUGGCAUGCAAAUUUAAUUCUUCGUGUGUUCUUUUUUGUGUUCAUAGACGUUUUCUACGUAGCCUUGUUAUGCUUUUCUUAAGUUGUACAUUUUGCACUUGCAGAACACAGGGAUUUCUAGCUCUAUUCACCGGUGACACUGGCGAAAUUCGUGCUGAGGUCAGGGAGCAAAUCGGCACUAAGGUAGCAGAAUGGAGGGAAGAAGGGAAAGCAGAGAUUGUGCCCGGUGUCCUGUUCAUUGAUGAAGUCCACAUGCUCGAUAUCGAGUGCUUCUCUUUCUUAAACCGUGCUCUCGAGAACGAGAUGUCUCCCAUACUAGUUGUGGCCACCAACAGAGGGAUCACCACAAUUAGAGGCACAAAUUACAAAUCUCCGCAUGGAAUUCCAAUAGACCUGCUCGACCGCCUUCUUAUUAUCACCACCCAACCUUACUCGAAAGAUGAAAUCCACAAGAUAUUGGAUAUUAGGUGCCAAGAAGAAGAGGUGGAUAUGUCUGAGGAAGCAAAGGCACUGCUCACCCAUAUAGGUGGAGAAACAUCGUUAAGAUAUGCCAUCCAUCUCAUUACUGCAGCUGCAUUAGCAUGCCUGAAGCGGAAAGGAAAGCUUGUGGAGAGUGAAGACAUUACCAGAGUUUACAAUCUGUUCCUGGACGUGAAGAGAUCAGCACAGUACUUGAUGGAGUAUCAGAAUGAGUACAUGUUCAGUGAAGCCCCUGUAGCAGGCGAGGAAGAUGAUGCCAGUGCAAUGGUUCCUUGAAAUCUGAAACAUUCUGCUUUUGCAGCUGGUCUAUCCGGUGACAUGAGGAGCAAACACUCUGUGAAUGAAUUGUUAACAGGGAU
Linum trigynum is the source of this 980-nucleotide messenger RNA. The record is from the annotation of a GenBank genome assembly. Lineage: Eukaryota; Viridiplantae; Streptophyta; Magnoliopsida; Malpighiales; Linaceae.